Messenger RNA from Symbiodinium sp. CCMP2592, 501 nucleotides. Lineage: Eukaryota; Dinophyceae; Suessiales; Symbiodiniaceae. The record is from the annotation of a GenBank genome assembly.
AUGCGUUUUCAGCCGGGCGAUCGAGUCACUUUCUGCUUGCCGAAGGCGUCGGAAAUUGGCAAUCUGCCAGAGGCAAAGCUCGUUAUGCUGGCUCAGACCGACAGACCUGCCGGGUCUGUGCUGGCCUGCUGCAGACUCCACCUGCCGAGACCGGUCGGCGAUGGGAAGCAACUUGCACCGCUGAACUUGGAUCUGCACGCCUUCUCCAGCAAGGUUGUGCUGUCCGGCUUAACCGUUGAUGUCGGAGAAGCAGAGCUGAUGCGCUUCUUCUCGAAGCAAGGAGCGACAAAGGGCAUUGUUGCUCAUGCGCGAGGGUGCAGCUUCGCGUCCAUCACGUUUCCAACCUGCACAGAUGUUGCUACGUUCGUGGGACGAUCCGCGCACGCAUUUGCAGAUGACAAGGACGGCAGAGAGACCGUGCAUGUGUGUUGCAGGGGUGGGAGUUUGACCGUCCGACAGACUUGCUGUGCACUGACACGGCAGCACGGCUCCAAGGCAUAA